AAAAUGUCCGUCGUUCCCCCCAUAUCAUCUUGGUAGAUAAGUUCCGAGACGAGUGACCAGCAAUACAAUAAACCGCUGAGAUCCGCUCUCGCUACUUCGCUUUAACGAUUACUGCGUAGUUAUUCGCUUGGACUUGAACUGACCAGUGCAAAUAUCAAAAUGGCGAUAGAAAAUAAAAUUGCUUUGGUAACCGGAGGGGCGAACGGAAUUGGCCUGGAAUACGUUAAAGCACUCCUGCGAAAUGGGGCUGCGCACGUCGCUAUCCUUGAUUUGGCGAACUCGAACGGUGACAAAGUGGUGAGCAAACUCAACGAGGAAUUCGGAAAGGGCAAGGUGAUCUUCAUCGUCUGCGACGUGACGAAACCGGAUGAUCUGGAAGCUGGAUUCGCCAAGACUGUCAAGGAAUUCGGCGGACUCGACAUCGUCAUCAACAAUGCCGGUAUAAUGGACGACUCGCGGUGGGAACUCAUGAUCGACAUCAAUCUGAACGCCGUCGUACGCGGAGUACUGCUGGGCUUGAAGUACAUGGGAAAAGAUAACGGUGGAAAAGGAGGAACCAUCGUCAACAUCGCUUCGAUAGCUGGUCUUGUACCAGUUAGUAUUUUCCCGAUCUACGCUGCUACCAAACACGCCAUUAUCGGCCUAAGUCGGUCAUUCGGGCAACCGUAUCAUUACGAGAAAAGUGGUGUAAGAUUUGUAACGGUAUGUCCAAGCGCCACGAACACCCAACUGAUAACCAAAAGCAGUGGACGGAUCCUGAAGGGUGUCGUCGACGAAAAGGAACACUCAAGAAUGCUUUCCCAUUUUGGGGAUCAAUCGCCGGAGUUUGUCGCCAAUGAAGUGAUGAAGAUGAUUCGAAACGAGAAGAACGGCAGCGCGUGGCUAGUUGCCAAUGGGGAACCAGCGUAUGAGGUGGAUAUCCCUAACACGCCUGUGAGGAAGGCUUAAGGUGUCUUCGUGGAACUCUUUGACUUAACGAUAUUAUGUCAUGCUUAAGUAACUACUUGAAUAAAGAGAUUUUUGUUUACCCACAUGUAA
Neodiprion fabricii is the source of this 1038-nucleotide messenger RNA. RefSeq names its product 15-hydroxyprostaglandin dehydrogenase [NAD(+)]-like. The record is from RefSeq and is a predicted model, not a curated record. The transcript is spliced from 7 exons. NCBI's taxonomy places the organism in Eukaryota, Metazoa, Arthropoda, Insecta, Hymenoptera, Diprionidae. Gene Ontology annotation, cellular component: cytoplasm. The coding region runs from base 160 to 948 and encodes 262 amino acids. Gene Ontology annotation, molecular function: oxidoreductase activity, acting on the CH-OH group of donors, NAD or NADP as acceptor.